Musa acuminata AAA Group (dessert banana) is the source of this 1245-nucleotide messenger RNA. RefSeq lists its product as uncharacterized. Gene Ontology annotation, molecular function: zinc ion binding; nucleic acid binding. Gene Ontology annotation, cellular component: U2-type prespliceosome; nucleus; U2 snRNP. Lineage: Eukaryota; Viridiplantae; Streptophyta; Magnoliopsida; Zingiberales; Musaceae. Gene Ontology annotation, biological process: spliceosomal complex assembly. The record is from RefSeq and is a predicted model, not a curated record. The transcript has 7 exons. The coding region runs from base 39 to 1079 and encodes 346 amino acids.
CGCUUAUUCGUAUACUCCGUACCGGGAGGUAUCGCGUCAUGGAUCGGGAGUGGGGAUCGAAGCCCGGCAGCGGCGGUGCCGCCUCCGCCCAGAAUGAGGCGAUCGACCGCCGGGAACGACUCCGGCGGCUCGCCCUCGAGACCAUCGACCUCGCCAAGGACCCUUACUUCAUGCGAAACCAUCUCGGAAGCUAUGAGUGCAAGUUGUGCCUGACGCUUCACAACAACGAGGGGAAUUACUUGGCCCACACCCAGGGGAAGCGCCAUCAGACCAACCUAGCCAAGAGAGUCGCCCGCGAGGCCAAGGAUGCGCCCGCUCAGCCUCAGCCGCACAAGCGCAAGGUCUCCCUCCGCAAGUCUGUUAAGAUUGGGAGGCCUGGAUACAGGGUAACAAAGCAAUUUGAUCCAGAGACAAAGCAGCGAUCUCUACUGUUUCAGAUCGAGUAUCCUGAAAUUGAAGAUAACAGUAAGCCAAGGCACAGGUUUAUGUCAUCCUUUGAGCAGAGGAUUGAAGCAUGUGAUAAGCGAUACCAGUAUCUACUACUUUCAGCUGAACCAUAUGAGAUCAUUGCCUUCAAGGUCCCAAGCACAGAAAUUGAUAAAUCAACACCAAAAUUCUUCUCCCAUUGGGAUCCAGACCUAAAAAUGUUUACGCUGCAACUGUACUUCAAGAUAAAGCCACCAGAAGCCAAUAAACCACAACCUGCUCCUGUUGCCAAUGGUACUGCACCUCCGGGUGUUCCUCCGCGGCCAUUGGCACCUCCACCUCAAGCGCCACCACUGCCACCGCUCCAAGCACCUCCACCUGCCGCCCCUCCUGCUCCAGUCAUGAAUCCUCCAAGGCCUCCACCACCUGCAAUGGUGGGAUCACAACCUCCCCCUCCACCACCAGUGGCAAAUGGCCCUCCCGGGCCGAUACCGCCCCCUAUCGGUGGCAGCGCAAUGGCUAACUUCACGCCCGGCCGUCAAGCCCCUCGACUUCCCCCUCCCCCUCCCCCUCCCCUGCAAGGUUUUCCUGGGCAGCAGAUGCAAGGUCAAGCUCCUCGACCUCCACAGCCACCACCUAACAUGGGUCACUGAACCAUGGAUGCCGUCUGAGCCAAUCUCUUUUUGCUGUCGGUAGUCUUAUGUGAGCCUUGAUGGAUGUAUUUGGGUAUAUGGUCAACGGACGGGCUACUGCUGUUGUAAUGUUAUUUCGUUAUUACGGAACAAGAUUUGAUAUUCCAUACCAAAUUGGUGAGUCAAA